Messenger RNA from Dendrobium catenatum, 1125 nucleotides. RefSeq lists its product as uncharacterized. Bases 11 to 943 code for a protein of 310 amino acids. The record is from RefSeq and is a predicted model, not a curated record. NCBI's taxonomy places the organism in Eukaryota, Viridiplantae, Streptophyta, Magnoliopsida, Asparagales, Orchidaceae. The transcript has a single exon.
GUGUGAAGGCAUGGAGAAGGCAAGCAAUAUCAUAAGAAGCUCAAUGCAUUCCUUCUUCACCAGCUAUGACACCUUUGCCUCCAUAGCCACAGUUCUCAUCCUCCCUUUAUCAGCUUCCACUCUCCUCUUCAGUGCUCUCAACCCUCCACCUUCUUCUUCCAUUUUUCUUCAACUCAUCUCCUUUCAAAAACCUCAAGUUCUCGACAUUUUUUAUCUCAAAUUCUUGCACACAAUCCUCCCCUUCCUCCUCACUCUCCCCUUCACCCUCACCUUCCUCUCUCUGGCCAAAGCAUCCAUAAUUCUCGCCGCUCGCAAACUCAAUCCUUACAAUCAAUAUUCUCUUCCAAUCUCUUCAUUCCUUCAUCUCUACCGCCCGCUCGCCCUCGCCCAACUCUUCAACAGCUUUCUCAUACUAUCAACCAAUGCAAUUUUCUUCUUGGUCAUGUUCUUGCUCUUCAAUUUGGUCGAAUCGCUCGGUUUAGACUCGAGAAUUCUCAUUGUCAUGAUAUCAGCCGUCGGUAUCAUCUUCUACUCGAUGAUCAUUGCAAAUGUAUUUGUGAUCUGCAAUCUAGCAAGCAUUGUUGCAGCAAUGGAGAAUUGCAGAGCUUAUGAAGCUGUUAUCAAGGCCUGUUUGCUUAUCAGGGGAAGGACUGUGGUUGCUUUAUCACUUGCUGUUCCUACAAAUUUGGCCAUGGCUGCAAUAGAAUCUGUGUUUCAGGUAAGAGUGAUGAGGCCAUAUUAUCAGAACAGUCAGUUUGAUCUGUCUUUGAUGUGUGAGGGAUUGACAAUAACUUACAUGUAUUCUAUUCUCAUUGUGCUCGAUAUCAUCAUCACUUGCUGCUUCUAUAAGUUCUGCAAAUCUGAAUUAUUCAGAAGUUGUGAAAGUCUGUUUGAUUAUGAUGUGGAGUUAGGAGAAGCAGAGAAAGCUGCUUUUCUGGUUUGAUUUGUUGAAGGUGAGGAGAGUUAUUAAGCUAUAUAAUUUUGCUUGAUCAGUAGCAUUUGUAAAGAUUGUUCAAGUAAAAACAAGGCUAAUAUCAUGGAAAAUUCUGAUAUGAGUGGUGGGAUUUCAGCAAGUCUUUCAUGAUUUGUCUAAGUAAUCUGUAUUUAUGGUUCAAAACUUUCUUC